This is a messenger RNA of Chelonoidis abingdonii (Abingdon island giant tortoise), 896 nucleotides long. NCBI's taxonomy places the organism in Eukaryota, Metazoa, Chordata, Testudines, Testudinidae. The record is from RefSeq and is a predicted model, not a curated record.
AUGUCACUUACAGGUGCUGACCUUCAGGAAAGAGCCAAAAUGCACUCCAGUGAAGUUAGUUCUUUUGUUUCAAAAGCAAGAGCAACUAUUAAUGAAAUGGCUAAUCUUCCAGUACCAACAAUUGCUGCAAUAGAUGGGACUGCAUUAGGUGGUGGCCUAGAACUGGCAUUAGCCUGUGACAUAAGAGUGGCAGCCUCUUCUGCUAAAAUGGGUCUAGUUGAAACAAAGCUGGCAAUCAUUCCAGGUGCAGGCGGGACACAGAGGUUACCUCGUACGAUUGGUGUAUCUCUAGCAAAAGAACUCAUCUUCUCUGCACGUAUUGUAGAUGGUGAAGAGGCAAAAUCAAUAGGAUUGAUCAGUCAUGUGGUGGAACAGAAUGAAUCAGGGGAUGCUGCCUACAGAAGAGCUUUAGCCCUAGCACAAGAAUUUUUACCUCAGGGACCUCUAGCAAUAAGAGUUGCAAAAUUGGCCAUCAAUCAAGGGAUGGAGGUGGAUUUAGUAACAGGCUUAGCAAUUGAAGAAGCCUGUUAUGCUCAGACUAUUCCAACAAAAGACAGAAUUGAAGGUCUUCUUGCUUUUAAAGAAAAGAGGCCCCCUCGCUACAAGGGAGAAUAGGAGAAACUGAUGCCUUGAAAAUACAAAUGAGAUAAACAUGGCUGGAAGGACCUUUCAGCUGCACUUUGCCUCAGCGCAUGGCAAAUCACAACCACCAAAGUAAAAGCAAACCCUACCUACAUUACAACAUCUGGAAUGUGUCCAGACAUGUGCCUGGCUCAAGAAUAUGUAUCAAGUCAUACUCAGCCUGGUUUAUGAAGGUUGCUGUGUAUAUUUGCAAGGUCACAGGUUCAUAAGCAUUUCUUUUAUUUCAUAUGUAUGAAACUAACCAUUCCACAAUU